AUGUGCGGGAUAUUUGCCUCGCUGACUGCUGGGCAGGCGAGACCGCCGGAUGAACGUGCUGUCGCGCUGUUGAAGGCGCGGGGACCGGACAGCUUUCGCACCGUUUCAGUUGCCGUCAAAGCUGCCCAGACCGAUGCCAUUCCCAGUCGCCCUACUAGCACCUUCACGCUUACCUGUUGUUCGAGUGUGUUGGCACUCAGGGGCGACUAUGUGCAACAGCAGCCACUUGUGGACGAUGCAACGGGCUCGAUUUUCUGCUGGAAUGGCGAAGCGUGGAAGAUGAAGGGCCACAUCAUACGGGGCAACGACUCUAUUCGUGUCUUUCGGGCUCUACUCGAUGCAUGCUCGAGCCAGUCACCUGCUAAUGCAAUUGUCGAAGCGCUGACGAGCAUCACAGGGCCCUUUGCGUUCCUCUUUUACGAUGCCAAGUCCGCCACUGUGUACUAUGGGAGAGACCGUCUCGGACGGCGGUCGCUUACGCUUCACGGGGAUGUCCAGGCCGGCCUGACACUUUGCAGUGUCUCCGCAUCGACACUGUCUGCGACUGAGGUUGACACCGGCUUCACCUACGCGCUGAAUGUUGUGGAUAAUGAAAUCCGAACAACGAAAUUGAGCUGGUCCUCACAUCCACUUUCGACUAAUGCAGUUUUGCCCAGUACUCGACCCGAUGUCUCUAUACAAAGCGCCACAGUCGACAAAUUAUUGCACCAACUCUCUGCAUCGCUGAAGCUGCGAGUACAAAACGUCCCGAAUCACGGCAAGCUUCACUCAACACCCGAAUCUGCACGCAUUGCGGUGCUUUUCUCUGGCGGCCUCGAUUGCACACUCCUGACGCGACUUCUCCACGAUCUUCUACCAUUUGAAGAUUCAAUUGAUCUGCUUAACGUGGCAUUCGAGAAUCCGCGGACAAUGAAAGCACACACUGCAGAAAUCUCGCCAUUCGAGAUCUGCCCAGAUCGUCGAACGGGACGCGCAUCGUUUGCUGAACUCACCCAAACAUGUCCAAAUCGAAGGUGGCGGUUCGUCGCUGUUGACGUUCCUUACAGCUCGACUCUUGAGCACAGAGCAAGCAUUGUCGAGCUGAUGAAGCCACACAACACAGAAAUGGAUCUCUCUAUCGCUAUGGCCCUAUAUUUCGCCGCCCGAGGAUCUGGUACUGCGUACUGCUCGACGGAUAUGGACCGGCCAGUCCCCUCAUACACGACUCCUGCGCGUGUCUUGCUUUCCGGUCUUGGGGCAGAUGAGCUGUUUGGAGGGUACUCGCGACACGCUGCAGCCUUUAGUCGCGCUGGCUUUGCAGGUCUCAUUGCAGAGCUGGAUCUAGACUACCAGCGCAUUGGCCAGCGCAACCUUGGACGAGAUGACAGAGUGAUAAGUCACUGGGGUAAAGAGACGCGCUAUCCUUUCUUAGACGAAGACUUUGUGGAGUUUACGCUAUAUCUACCGGUAUGGGAGAAGUGUGGCUUCCGAUCAGACAAGUCGAUACCCAAGCACUACGAAGACGUUCCAGCCGCAGUAGCUCCUACUGACUUAGAGCCAGCGAAGCUACUUUUGAGACUGGCAGCUUGGCAGCUAGGAAUGAGAAAGGUGGCAGCUGAGAAGAAGCGUGCAAUUCAGUUUGGCGCACGAACCGCUAAGAUGGAAGCCGGCGGUGGGAGGAAAAAGGGCACAGACGCGCUCCAGGUUCAGUGA
Messenger RNA from Cyphellophora europaea CBS 101466, 1692 nucleotides. RefSeq lists its product as uncharacterized. The record is from RefSeq and is a predicted model, not a curated record. Gene Ontology annotation, molecular function: asparagine synthase (glutamine-hydrolyzing) activity. Bases 1 to 1692 code for a protein of 563 amino acids. The transcript has a single exon. NCBI's taxonomy places the organism in Eukaryota, Fungi, Ascomycota, Eurotiomycetes, Chaetothyriales, Cyphellophoraceae.